Messenger RNA from Aspergillus pseudotamarii, 1401 nucleotides. RefSeq lists its product as uncharacterized. The record is from RefSeq and is a predicted model, not a curated record. The coding region runs from base 1 to 1401 and encodes 466 amino acids. Lineage: Eukaryota; Fungi; Ascomycota; Eurotiomycetes; Eurotiales; Aspergillaceae. The transcript has a single exon.
AUGCUCACGCCGAUCCGAGUGCGCGGCCGUAGAAAAAAACGCCCUGCUCCCACCGAAGAUGCAGGACCUCAACCCAAGCGCUCAAGAGGCCGCGGCGGGCGACCGUUAAUGUCGUUCGCCGAACGAUACAGCUCCUCCCAAAGCCAAGCCAUCAGACGUGCGCAACGUCUAAUCGCAAAACCGGCCAAACAACCGCGCAAGAAACUCAGCCGGCUGGAGACCCUACCGGUGGAACUGAUCGAGAAGAUCUUCCUACAUUCGCUGAACGUCAAUCUACCCCGGGCGUCGGCGUCCCUCGCCGCAACGGUGUCGAGCGAGCGGAUCUACCGCGCUUUGAUCCUUCUGGCAUUCUGGAACGAUGUCCCCUCCUCGACAGGCCCGUUUGAUGCUGUCUCCGCGACGGCAAUCGCGAAGAUCCUGAGGCCGUUGGAUUAUAUCCCGCUUGACCUCAACGAGCGGGGCGCGUUGCAGAGUGCCAUUAUACGGUGUAAAUGGUGCACAGUGCAGCGGCUUCUGAGCCGGUUCCCGGAUCUGAUGGGUCUCAGUAUUCAGCGAUAUUGGUUCAGUGCAGGAAUCACGAUGGCAGAAGACCAAGAAGAGAAGUUGAGACGGUUCCUUGCGCGCGACGAGGACGAGGACGAGACCCGCAAUUUCGAAGGCACGGAUAAAGAUAAUAACCACUACACACUGUCCGUGUCACCUCUUGUGUCUGUAACAGUUACCUGCCACGAAACGGAGACUGCGCAGACGCAUCGCAUCCUCGGUAUCACGGAGUUUCCGGAACGACUCCUCAGGGGUGAAAACGGGUUCACGUCAGAUACUAUCGCCUACCUGGAGACGCUUCGACUCGCGAGCGGAUUCAAUACUUCAGAGCUUAUGGAAACGCAUGUUUCUUUGUCGCGCGAUGUCCUGCAGAAGGGUAUCCAUGCGGCUUUGGUAGAACAGAAUACUGAGGCACUUACUUCCUUACUCAAGAUAGAUGAGUAUUAUUUCCGGUGUAGGAACACAAACGUCGCGGUCACGAAUAGUGUGCCGUAUACGAUUCCAGCGGAGCAUUUUCGUACGGCUGUGCGGGUUGCGCGCGAUGAGCCGGCACUGUUUCAGCUUCUUGUCCGCGCCAGUGCGGAGUCUGUGCCGGAUGAUUCAGGUAUCACGCAGUGGGCUAUGGAUUUAGAUAAUUCGUUUGGACGGUGGCUUCUUGAUCUUAUGUUGCAGCUGCCGCAGCGGAUUGAGGCGGCGAAUGCCAAUCCGGCCGAAGGAGCGGUGUUCUAUCUAGGGAGAGCAAAUGGACAGGUAGAAUUGGCGAGACGAUAUUUGAAUGAGGUUUUGGGGGUUGAGGAAUUGGGGAGUUGGAUGGAAGAAACUUCCCAUGAUUUUGAGAGCCAGUGGAGGUCUCUAUAG